Messenger RNA from Nycticebus coucang (slow loris), 6827 nucleotides. It is a transcript of the gene NCKAP5L, whose product is annotated as NCK associated protein 5 like. The record is from RefSeq and is a predicted model, not a curated record. Gene Ontology annotation, biological process: microtubule depolymerization; microtubule bundle formation. The transcript has 13 exons. Bases 2154 to 6149 code for a protein of 1331 amino acids. Gene Ontology annotation, cellular component: microtubule plus-end. Lineage: Eukaryota; Metazoa; Chordata; Mammalia; Primates; Lorisidae.
UCACCUCCCUCUGAAUCAGGCCUUUGUAUGGGGAGGUGCUCCUCUGUUGGCAGUUGUGGCGGGAGAAGCCUCCAGUUCAAGUUAGAGUUCCCAACCCUGGGCAGCCAGGCCGGCAUCAUGUGUUCCAGAUCCAACAUCCCAGAUGUGUGUGGGACCACCACCAAACCAGGCCUGGGGUUUUUCAAGGUCCCAGGUCGUGCUGAACACAGAGGAUGUGAGGUGACCUUUCUGGCUGCUAGAGUGCUGGUGAGCGUGCCCACCUGGCUGAGGGGGCAGAGACAGGUGAGGCGUGUUGAGGCUGGUGCAUGCUGGGGGUGGAAGAGGCACCCCUGAGCCCACUCUGGAGGAUGGAAGAGUGAGUGCUCAGAUGCCUGGGAGCUGAGCUGCUGAGGGCCUCUCUCUCCUGUGGUCCAAAAGCUCCACACCCCUUUCACAAAAAGGUUCCUACUUAUUUGUGCAGAAGAAAACGAGCACUAGGCUCUAGCAGAAAAGUUGGAACUUAAACAGAAGAUGAAGACCAGUCAAUUAAAGUUGAACAGUGGCAAAAUUUGGUGGGGUGGGAGAAUCACGUAGUACGAGGCAGGUCAGAGCCCUGACUCUGCUGUAUGUGGUCAGAAAAGUAGUCUGUUCGGUCAUCAGUCUGUCUCCUACAUGCCAGGGGUCCCACCAGGUGUGUAAGUUUGAAUGCAAUGACUGCAAUGUCCUUGCCCUCACAGAGUGCUGCCUAGGGACUGCCUGGUGGAGAAGACCAGUAUAGAACCUCACAGGCACAGCACCUUACCCAGGCUUGGAGUGGGAGCCCUGAAGAAUGAUUAGGAAGGAGCUAGCCAAGUAGAAGGUGGGGGGAUGGGGGUGGGAUCAAGAGACCCCAGCAGAGGGGCCAGCAUGUGCAAAGAGGCUGCUACUCCAGGGCCUACCUCCUGUGAGUGGGUGCCACUAGUGCAGCUGGAGCUAGAAGGGAGAACCUUAGAGGUAUGCAGGGUGCCCCCCACUGUGUCUAGGAGGAGCCUGCGGCUCAGGAACAGGGGCCUCACCCUGAAGUGCCCAGCAAGUGAGCACUGUGUGUAGCCCGAACUGGAACUCAAGUCCCUAGGCCCAGUUCUGCUCUCCACACAUGUCCAAGUCACGUUGACAGCACCUUUGUAACUCAGUAUUAGGGUUCUAUCCCCUAGGUGGUCACAUUUGAUCCUCCCUCCUGACCCUUUAUGGAAGGACGAAUGCUUCUGCUCAUUUCUCAGAAUUAGGAAACUUAUUCUUAUACUUUGGGACCAUUAUCAAGCAAAAAGAAGAAGAAAAGAAUUAGGAAACUGAAGAUCAGUUGACCUAGUACUUAGCAAAUUUUCAUUGUUCACCCAGCUCAUCUUAGGUAGAACCAGAUAGAGCUUUUUGGCUACAAAGCCAGGGUUUCAUUCAUUGUCUCCACUACCUAACGGAUGUCCCUGCCCUAGGCAGGACACCACUGAUCAUUAGGACAAAAUCCUAGAUGUCUGUCUUGUUAAAUUAGUUUAAAUUAUUAUUGGCCAAGCACUGUGGCUCACAUCUGUAAUCCUAGCACUCUGGGAGGCCAAGGUGGGUGGAUUGAGCUCAAUUAGAGACAAGCCUGAGCAAGAGUGAGACCCCAUCUCUACUAAAAAUAGAAAAAACUAACCAGGCAUGGUGCUGCACACCUGUAGUCCCAGCCACUUGGGAGUUUGAAGCAGGAAGAUCACUUGAACCCAGGAAUUUGAGGUUGCUGUGAGCUAUGAUGCCACUGUACUCCACCCUGGGCAACAGAGGGAGACUGUCUCUAAAUGAAUGAACAAAUGAAUAAUAAUGUUACUGUUAUGAAUAAUAACAGUCUAAGUAGUUUUUUCUAACUUAUUCACAUUUCUUUCGCAGACCAAAUCUUUGUUCACAAACACUGAGGGAGAUUAGGUGAUGUUGGUGUUAUUAUACAAAUGGGGCGACUGAGGCUCAGGGAGGCGGAAUGAAUCACCAGUUUGAGGCUAAUCCCAGCAGAGAAAUUGGGUUUCCUGGCUCCUUGCUAAGUGUGUAUAUGACCUAUGAUGGGAGCGUAGGGGGAUUUAAAACAAUCGUCUUUGUUUUUAAGAUGGGAAGAAUAUCUGUUCCAUGACCAGAAGAUUCCCAGCCUGACCUUGAGUUGUUACACUGUGAUGAUGCAUGGCCUGAUGUCAGAGACCAUGGACCAGCUGGCUGAGGGUCCUGGAGAGGGCAGUGAUGGCAGCAUGGAGCCGGGUACCUGCCAGGAGCUUCUGCACCGACUGCGGGAGCUGGAGGCAGAGAACUCAGCUCUUGCUCAGGCCAAUGAAAACCAGCGGGAGACUUACGAGCGCUGCCUGGACGAGGUUGCCAACCACGUGGUGCAGGCCCUGCUGAACCAGAAGGACCUUCGAGAGGAGUGCAUCAAGCUGAAGAAGAGGGUGUUCGACCUGGAGCGGCAGAACCAGAUGCUGAGCGCUCUGUUUCAGCAGAGACUCCAGCUCACGACAGGCUCUCUCCCUCAGAUCCCACUCACCCCACUCCAGCCACCAUCAGAACCACCAACCUCCUCUUCCAUGAGCUCCGCUGAGGGACCAGCCACCUCGCUGCCUCUGGGGCACUGUUUUGGGCAAAGAGAGGUGUGUUGGGAGCAGCAGCUGAGGCCAGGAGGCCCAGGGCCCCCGGCCGCACUACCCCCAGCGCUGGACGCCCUGUCCCCGUUCCUGCGGAAGAAAGCCCAGAUCCUGGAAGUGCUGAGAGCCCUGGAAGAGACUGACCCCUUGCUUCUGUGCUCCCCUGUCACCCCCUGGCAGCCUCCAGGCCAAGGUCCUGGCUCUCCAGAGCCCAUCAACGGCGAGCUGUGUGGCCCACCCCAGCCUGAACGUUCACCCUGGGCCCCCUAUCUGCUGCUGGGCCCUGGUGGCCUGGGAGGCUUGCUGCACUGGGAGCGGCUCCUGGGGGGUCUGGGAGGUGAAGAGGGUACUGGGCAGUCCUGGGUCCCUAGCAGAGUACCCCCCCAGGCCCAGGGCACCAGCUCUGGCCCACCCUGUGCCCCGGGCAGCAGCUCCUCCUCCUCUUCUGAUGAGGCCGGUGACCCCAAUGAGGCACCCAGCCCCGACACCCUGCUUGGGGCCCUGGCCCACAAACAGUUGAACCUGGGCCAGCUCCUUGAGGACACAGAGUCUUACCUACAGGCCUUCCUGGCCGGGGCUGCAGGCCCACUUAAUGGGGACCACCCAGGUCCCAGGCAGUCAUCUUCCCCAGACCAGGGGCCCCCACAGUUGACCAAGUCCAAAGGCCUCCCCAAGUCAGCUUGGGGUAGAGGUACCCCAGAGUCCCAAAGGCUGGGCUUUGGUGCUACCUCAGAGGACCAGGGGCCCCUCCCUUUCCUCAGCAUGUUUAUGGGUACAGGGGAUGCCCCACUGGGCUCCCAGCCUGGCCACCCCCACUCAUCUCAGGUGAAAAACAAGCUCCAAAUUGGCCCCCCUUCUCCUGGGGAAGCCCAGGGACCUCUUCUGCCCUCUCCAGCCAGAGGUCUCAAGUUUCUAAAGCUGCCUCCCACCUCAGAGAAGGUCCCCAGCCCAGGAGGCCCUCAGCUAAGUCCCCAGCUACCACGGAACUCUCGAAUCCCCUGUCGGAACAGUGGCUCAGAUGGCAGCCCCUCCCCACUGCUGGGCCGCAGGGGUCUGGGUGGAGGAGAACUGUCCCCAGAUGGGGCGCAGGGCCUACCCACUAGCCCUUCGCCCUGCUCUACGAUCCCAGAGUCUGCACAGCUCAAACCACCCCUACCAGCCUUGUCCACCACGCUGUCCUCAGGACCAGUGGUAUCUCCCUGCUAUGAGAAUAUCCUGGACCUCUCCCGGAGCACGUUUACGAGCCCUUCCCCAGAGCCACCUCCAUCCCCACUGCAGGUGCCCACCUACUCACAGCUGACUCUGGAGGUACCACAGGCCCCUGAGGUCCUCAGAAGUCCUGGAGUCCCCCCCAGCCCUUGCCUCCCAGAAUCCUACCCUUAUGGGAGCCUCCAAGAGAAGAGUUUGGACAAGACAGGCCUGGAGUCUCCCCAUCCUGGUCGCAGGACCCCAGGCAACUCAUCCAAGAAGCCUGGCCAGGGGUCAGGGCGGCGACCUGGUGAUCCUGGCAACACACCUCUGCGGGACAGACUGGCAGCCCUAGGAAAACUGAAGACAGGCCCUGAGGGGCCCCUGGGCUCAGAGAAGAACGGAGUGCCAGCCAAGCCUGGCACUGAGAAGGCCCGGGCACCAGGGCGGUCAGGGGAGAAUGCCGGAGACACGGUGUCCCCCAGACCCCCUGAGCAGCCAGAAACUAAAGGGGCCCUGCGGGGGGUGGUGGCCUUAGGCACAAACAGCCUGAAGCAGCAGGAACCUGGACUCAGCGGGGAUCCUGGAGCCCGGGUCUACUCUUCCCACUCCAUGGGGGCGCGGGUGGACCUGGAGCCCAUCUCACCAAGAAGCUGCCUCACCAAAGUAGAGCUGGCCAAGAGCCGGCUGGCAGGGGCCCUGUGCCCCCAGGUACCUCGUACCCCUGCCAAAGUGCCAACCUCAGCCCCCAGCCUGGGCAAGCACAAUAAGAGCCCUCACAGCAGCCCUACAAAGCUACCUUCCAAGUCUCCCACCAAGGUGGUGUCCCGACCUGGGGCCCCCCCAGUCACCAAGGAGCACUCCAAACCUGACAAGGGGAAGGGCCCGCUGUGGGCAGACUGUGGUGGCACUACUGCCCAGCCCACACCCCCACUGCCUGGCCCCGCUGACCCAAGCCAGGGCCCUGAGGGGCUGGCCCCACACUCAGCAAUUGAGGAGAAGGUGAUGAAGGGCAUUGAGGAGAAUGUGCUGCGGCUUCAAGGCCAAGAACGGGCCCCAGGCACCGAGGCCAAGCACCGCAACGCCAGCAGCAUCGCCAGCUGGUUUGGCCUUAAGAAGAGCAAGCUGCCAGCACUGAACCGUCGCACAGAGGCCACCAAGAACAAGGAAGGGGCUGGUGGGGGCUCCCCACUCCGGAGAGAGGUAAAGAUGGAAGCCCGGAAGCUGGAGGCCGAGAGCCUCAACAUCUCCAAGCUGAUGGCCAAGGCAGAAGACCUGCGCCGGGCACUGGAGGAGGAGAAGGCCUACCUGAGCAACAGGGCCCGGCCCCGGCCCGGGGCCCCUGCCGCAGGACCCAGCAUGGGGCUGGGGCAGGUGCAGGGCCAGCUAGGCAGUGUGUACCAGGGUGCAGACACCUUCAUGCAACAGCUGCUCAACAGGGUGGAUGGCAAGGAGCUGCCAUCCAAGAGCUGGCGGGAGCCCAAACCCGAGUAUGGGGAUUUCCAGCCAGUAUCCACUGACCCCAAGAGUUCCUGGCCAGCCUGUGGGCCCAGAAAUGGCCUGGUGGGCCCUCUUCAGGGCUGUGGAAAACCUCCUGGAAAGCCCAGCAUCGAGCCAGGGAGGCGGGAAGAGAUGCCCUCAGAGGACAGCCUGGCCGAGCCAGUGCCUGCCUCCCACUUCACAGCCUGUGGUUCCUUGACUCGAACCUUGGACAGUGGCAUUGGGACCUUCCCACCCCCAGACCACGGCAGCAGUGGGACCCCCAGCAAGAAUCCUCCCAAAACCAAGCCACCACGGCUAGAGCCCCCGCCUGGGGUGCCCCCAGCUCAGCCCCCACCCCUUACCAAAGUCCCCCGCCGCGCGCACACGCUGGAGCGGGAGGUGCCCGGCAUAGAGGAGCUGCUGGUGAGCGGGAGGCACCCCAGCAUGCCGGCCUUCCCUGCACUGCUCACCGCCACUCCAGGCCACCGGGGCCAUCAAACCUGUACUGAUGAUUCCUGUGAGGAUCCAGGCCCUACCCAUCCUGUCCAGCUGGCCAAGAACUGGACCUUCCCCAACACAAGGGCGGCUGGCAGUUCCGCAGACCCUUUCCUAUGCCCACCCCGACAAUUGGAGGGGCUGCCCAAAACCCCCUUGGCCCUGCCCAUGGACCAGAAGCGGAGCCAGGAGCCCAACCGCCCAUCCCCUAUACCCCAGGGCCCAGCGUUUGGAGGUAGCCGCACCCCUAGCACAUCGGACAUGGGCGAAGAAGGCAGAGUGGCCAGCGGGGGCCCUCCAGGGCUAGAGACCUCAGAGUCGCUCAGCGACUCGCUAUAUGAUUCACUGUCCUCCUGCGGGAGUCAGGGCUGAGGGGCUGCACCACACCAUGGUCCCCUCUGGAGUUGGGGACCACAACUGGACCAGCUCUCUUCAUGCCCCACCACCUCAGAGCCAGUGGGGCCCCUCCCUGAAGGGACCAAGGAGGAAGAUGGACAAGAAGGCGAGGGGGCCCCUGGCACACCCCACUGCUCACCACUGCUGUGGAUGAGAUGGCCGUGCUCAGCUCAGGGAGAGACCCAACCCUUGGUCCCUUCUCUCACCCAGACUAAGGCUUCUCCUUUGAGGGGCUGGAGGCUUGAAGCUACUGUGUCCCAGCCUGCCAGCUCCUACUUCAGGCUGAGCCAUCCUGUGGUGCUGGGCUUACUGCCCGCCAACUGUGCCAUCUCUGCCCCGAAGCCCCACAGGGCCACUCUGGAGGCCCUGUGCUAGUGGAGUUUGGGGGGCGGGGGACAAGUUGCCUUCUCUCUCUGCCCUGGUCCUCCCUGCUGUCUGGAUGGUGCUGCCCUCCCCUACCCCGGGUCUUUGGGGUCUGUCUGUCAGUCUUUUUCAUUGUUUUUUUUUUUUUUUUUUUUGUAUUAAAGCGCCUGGCCAGGUCCCUGCCCCAUCCCUGCACUGCGGUUAAUUUAUCUGUUCUUAACGCAGCUGCUCUGCUGCUGCCUCUGCUUCUGCUAUAUCCCUAAUAAAAUGUGGGGGCCCUGCUCUGCCCUG